Messenger RNA from Tigriopus californicus, 1236 nucleotides. RefSeq lists its product as uncharacterized. Gene Ontology annotation, cellular component: proton-transporting V-type ATPase complex. The record is from RefSeq and is a predicted model, not a curated record. Bases 98 to 997 code for a protein of 299 amino acids. The transcript has 3 exons. NCBI's taxonomy places the organism in Eukaryota, Metazoa, Arthropoda, Copepoda, Harpacticoida, Harpacticidae.
CUCUGAACAGCACUGUGUGUACAUACAUCUUUAACGUCACAUGACUCACUCAUUCACUCGCAGAUAAAAUUUGUGUUCUUAGCUUAACCGAGAAACCAUGAAACUCACCAUUUUGGGCCUCUGCGCCGCGUUCACCGUUACUAUCGUGCUGGGUGACCUCAGCUUUGUGGACGUGGAAUCGGAUUUGCGGUGGAAGAAUCGCAAUCUCUUGCAGGAGGACGAUGAGUCGCCGGAGGAACGCCCAGAACGCCCCGUGGAGCCCAAGGCACCUCAACCCGAGUCGAGCUUUUCCAAUGAGCCGCAAAAGGGACCUAAAGUUUUCUAUGACGGCGAAAACUUCCUCAUGAAGGUUUCGCCCGGAAUCGAGAUUUAUGUCUUUGAAAAUGGCAAUAACAAGAGCUCGCACGUGUCCAAAGUGAUCUUGGACAAGCCCGCGGCUUCAGUCAAGGGUGGCUUUGAGAGUGCCAUGAAGAAUUUCGACGUGACCAUCGACUUCAAAGGUCAGACCUUUGGCGGUGAAGGCAGUAUCCAAUUGAGCUCGGUGAUUGUCAAGAUGUCGUUUGUCAAGAAACCCAAAGAAUUCGCCAUGACCCGCAUGGAGAUCUCGCAAGCCACGAUUGGUUCAACUAAUGUGAUGGGAAAUGAGCUAUCGGUGUCAAGUUCUAAUGGCUAUUCAGUAUACGCUCCCUUGGACUCUGGCUUUUGUUGCGAUUACACGGGCGUGUUCAAGCCGAAGAAGCGAGGAGAGGGCAAAUAUAGCUUGGCUUUGGGUUUGCCUGGGUUGAAGAUGCAAGUUUUCGAUGUCAAAAGCACUAAAUUCGGCCCAUCUUGGUAUUGUGGCGAGCUGAUUAGCAUCGGUUUGUGGGUGGGUUUGUUGACCACUCUAGGUUUCGCUAUUGUGUGUUAUUGGGGAUUCGGGAUGUUGGCCAGUAUUCAGACCAUGGACCGUUUUGAUGAUCCCAAAGGCAAACCCAUUCAUGUGCCUCAGACAGAGUGAAUCUAGCAUUUGUCAUAUUUAUGCAUUUUUCAUGCACCAACCUCGAUUAUUCUUGCUUGAGUCGCCGCCUGUCCUUGUUGUGAGAUCCUCACUUUUAAGUGUCAUUCCGUCAGCCGUUUAUAGGUGAAUUUGAUUAGAUUAGAAGAAACGUAUGAGUGAGGUUGGAUUUUGUCUCUCAGGAAUGACUGUUUUUGGAUUAAUAAAAACGAUCAGACCUUUCCAACAAGGCUGGAACUACU